Phytophthora sojae is the source of this 480-nucleotide messenger RNA. RefSeq lists its product as hypothetical. The annotation marks the transcript as partial. The transcript has a single exon. The record is from RefSeq and is a predicted model, not a curated record. Lineage: Eukaryota; Oomycota; Peronosporomycetes; Peronosporales; Peronosporaceae.
UUGGAAUCUGCGUGGGAAAUGGAUACCACAUCACCAUUCCCGAGUGUGCCAGCAGACACUCGACGCUGGAACAAUGCCGUCGUAGAGGCGCCGCGAAUCCUCCUCAUGCUGCUCCAAAGCUUCGAAUCACCGGAAUACAUCUUGAGCACAAUGACGGACACGGUCCUCGAUAAAUGGACCAAACAAAGCCGUCUUGAUUGCUUAGUCCACUGCCUCGAAAGUUGGGCAGCCAAGCCAGGCCUGGAGGACGGUCGCGCAAAGUGGCUGCUGGAGCGAUGUGCCGAGCUGAGAGGCUUAGCCAGCAGUAACCCAGACGCACUGGACCUGCACGCACCGGCGCUUUGGAACUCGUUGAAGGCAGCGAGCUACGGUGAUUCCCAGUUGCUUCAGCUGUACCAAAAGAGUGAGGCUCCAAUCCUCUCGAAGAUGGUAGUUGCCUCCUUCAUUUAUGAAGCAGAACUUCGACUAUUAGCGUCAAAA